AGAACAUGCCUGAAGAAUGAAGAGGUUGACGCGUGGCCCUGGACAUCACUCUUCUCACGAGGCUCUUUGCAUCUUGAUGGUUGCUGCUCCUCUUCUCCUCCUGGCAGAAACCCGUUCUCUGCAUGGAGAAAGACUGGAUUUACUGGGAAGGAACGACAAGUAUGUGUCCCUGAUCAACUACAGCGUCCCUCAGCUAUGUCAGUUCACGGUCUGCGUUGACCUCAACCGCACGGCCAACGUCAGCUCCUGGGCAGCGUUUUCCUACGACACUAAUGAUACCUCCACCGACAUAAAUGACAUGGAGCUCGGACUCUCGGGAGAAAACAAGCAGUUGAGACUGUAUCUUUUCGGCACCAGACGAGACAUUAAGCUCGACCUGUCCCUUUUUGUGUGGUACAGCCUGUGCUGCUCAUGGGAUGCCACCAAACAACUGCUGGAGGUCUACUGCAAUGGUGAGCUCGUGCAUUCUGAGACCAUUGGCAGCACCGAGUGCCUGAAACCCAACGGGAGCCUGGUGCUGGGUCACCUGCACAAGAGGAAGGAUGGCUUUAUUGUGCGGGUGAGCAACAGCUUCAUCGGCAGCUUGUACUACUUCCAAAUGUGGGACCGCGUGCUGGGUCGGGAAGAGCUGUUGGACUGCGCCAUGGGCAAUGCCAUCAGCUGGGAGGAAGGGUUCUGGAACUUCAGCAGCAUCCUUCCCAUCAUGGACCGUCACCUGCGUUGUGCAGGCUCCAGGGAGGCAUGGUCAACGAGGGCUCCAACCAGGAGUACCAGAGGCACCAUCCCACUCAGCUUCUUUAACGUUGGCAUGAACGUCUCUCUUUUCUACAAAACUGAGAGAGCUCCCGAUUACUACGAUGCAAGGACACUUCUGGAAAACUGGUUUAGUAUCAUAUUUACUGGAGAAGAAUUUGUUGUGACAAACUUUAAAGUCAGGUAUAAUUAUCCAGAGAGCAGUGUCUAUAAGAGGACCCGUGUAAAGCAGAUGUCACAAAGCUACAUCUGUAAGGUCAUUAUAAAGGCCACAUCACUUGAAACGCAGGAAGUGCUGAGUCUCAGGAUCAAGCAGUUGUUGAAUGACACCUACGAAGAGGGACCAUUAUUCUUACAUGUGAAACCUGAAGAUGUGGCUGUCAAGCCAAUAGAACUAAUGGAUUGUCCAGAAAGCUUUUCACACACAGCCUACAAGGGGAAUUAUUCCUGGCCGCUCACAAGCCCAGCCAGCGAAGUGGAGGUCAGCUGCUGGAAAAACCCUCUGCAGUCUGCUCAGAGGAGCUGUGCAAUUCAUAUUGAACUUGAACGAGCUUUCUGGAAGAAACCAAAUAUGACUGAAUGUAAAUUACUGGAAGAACUUCCAAACAAUAUUUUAGACCUCCAAAAUAUCAUGAUAACAGAAGAGAAUGCACAAGAUGUUGUAGAGCAUAUUUUGUACCUCUUGCCAGAUGCAACACUGUACAGGGAAGAACUAGAAAUCAUUGCAAGUAAAAUUUUUGAUAUCGUAAGGCUUGCAGAUAUAACUGUGACACUUGCAGAGACUGUAUUGUCUAUAGUAAACUAUAUUUUGCUGCAAGAAAUAGAAGAUCAGAACAUCAGAAAAAUGACCAAUAGCAUCCUGAAGACAACGGAGGAGAUAGGCUAUAAGGUGAUUUACACAGAAAGAAAUACAUCAGUGAUAACCACUUCCUUGGCUCUGCUUGUGACCCGUCCAGACCCCAGUGUGUUUGGAGGACUGGCCUUUGGCGUCACCUCCUACAGCAGAGGCAUGGACCUCAAGAUCAACGUUCAAGAAAACCCUUUCAAAAAUGCCCUGGCCUCGGUGUUUUUGCCAAAAUCACUGAAGAAAUUCUUAGGGAUGGAGCACUCCGACCCAGAGAAGCAUUCGAAGAUCCAGUUUAAGUUUUUUGGCACGCCUUCACUCUUUGCAGAUGACAGUUUAAAGACGGAGAGGUUGAAUACCUACGUUGUGAGCGCCAGCAUCGAAAACGCAUCAGUUCAGAACCUUAAUGAGCCCGUGACUAUUACUCUUCAGCACGUGGACCAAAAUACGGGUAAUGCAGCAGUGCACUGCGCCUUUUGGGACUUUGAGAAGAACAAUGGACUGGGAGGUUGGAAUACAUCGGGGUGUGAAAUGGAAUAUACAGAUAUGAAUUACACAAUCUGUUUUUGUAACCAUCUUACCCAUUUUGGAGUCCUACUGGACUUGUCCCGGAAAGAGAUAGAUGCCACACAUGAUCGUAUAUUAACUCUGAUAAGCUAUGCAGGAUGUGGUGCUUCUUCCCUUUUUCUGGGUAUAACCCUGGUGACAUAUCUAACCCUGGAAAAGCUGCGGAGGGACAACCCUUCAAAACUCCUGCUCAAUCUUUGUGCCGCGCUGCUGAUGCUCAACAUGGUCUUCCUCACCAAUUCCUGGCUGUCCUCCUUCGACCAGCCUGGCCUCUGCAUCGCCGUGGCCGUGCUCCUUCACUAUUUCCUUCUUGCGGCUUUCACGUGGAUGUGCCUGGAGUCCCUUCACUUUUACUUGGCUCUUGUCAAAGUUUUCAAUGUUUAUGUCCCAAAGUACAUCCUCAAAUGCUGUAUUGCUGGCUGGGGGAUACCAGCUAUUGUAAUUAGUAUUGUGCUCAUUAUAAAUAAAGACUUCUAUGGCAAUGGAUCACACUCGGAGAGCAACCCAUUCAGCAAUUUUUGCUGGAUUCAAGAGAACGUAGUCUUUUACAUCUCUGUUGUGGCCUAUGUCUUCUUGAUAUUUUUGACGAAUACAGCCAUGUUCAUCGCUGUUCUCCUUCAAAUCCACUCCGUCAAAUCAAGGACACAAAAGAGAUCCAGAAUCUGGAAACGAGGUUUUCUCCAAGACCUCAAAAGCGCUUUCAGCUUGAUGUUCCUUUUGGGCUUAACUUGGGGCUUUGUCUUUUUUGCCUGGGGAGCAGUGAGGAUAUUUUUCUUGUAUCUCUUCAGCAUUUUUAACACCUUGCAAGGGUUCUUUAUCUUUGUCUUUCACUGCCUAAUGAAGGAAGAAGUAGUGAAGCAGUGCCGAGUACACUUCUGCUGGGGAAGAUUUCGUCUGAAUAAUUAUUCUGAGUGGAGUGGGUCAGGUGCAACUGCUGGAUCUACACCCAGGCGUUCAAACCGCUCCUCACCGCCCCAGGCUUUGUGGAGGCUACAUUCUACUGGGACAAGUUCCACUUUCAAUGGUUCAGAUUUCCUUCCCAGGACAUCUCCGGAUACAAAUUUUAGGAUCGCUGAAGUUCAUUACAACCCAAGUGCUGUCUCUUCAGACGAUGGCGAGACCAAACAUCCUUGUUCACAAAGAAUUCUACCCAUGGAAACAGGGCUGCACUAUCCACAGAAAGCCAGAUUUUUGCAUUGAUACUGGAUUUGUUUUCUUCUGAUUAUC
Calidris pugnax (ruff) is the source of this 3391-nucleotide messenger RNA. It is a transcript of the gene ADGRG4, whose product is annotated as adhesion G protein-coupled receptor G4. Gene Ontology annotation, cellular component: membrane. The record is from RefSeq and is a predicted model, not a curated record. Lineage: Eukaryota; Metazoa; Chordata; Aves; Charadriiformes; Scolopacidae. The transcript has 23 exons. Gene Ontology annotation, biological process: adenylate cyclase-activating G protein-coupled receptor signaling pathway; cell surface receptor signaling pathway. The coding region runs from base 17 to 3364 and encodes 1115 amino acids. Gene Ontology annotation, molecular function: G protein-coupled receptor activity.